UUUCCAUUUCCUCUAUUAUUUGGGAACGCACCCCAACACAGAGUGGAAGACGGACACAACGCUGAAGAAAACAAUGUAAACCAAGGAUAUUCUUGUAGCUACCUCAAACACCUUUGAUCAAAUUAAACUAUAAUUUAUGAUAAGAACAUGCGAUAGUGUCAAUUGUUAGUUCGAAGUGGGCUGUGAGCUACUGUAGAAGCCCGCUGUAGCGGCAACGAGACGAGGUGCACCGCCUCUCGACCAGUCUAGACUGUCGCUUCCAUUUCUCCGGUGUGUUGUGGUUCGAAAGGCGAAGCGCGCUGCAUAGGAACUUGGUUAACAGUUCUUGACACUAAACAUACGGGUUGUGAUCGAUGGCGGACCCAGAACCAUCACAACAACAUGAGACGGAACAGAUUGACGACGCAGAGUUGGCAUUCAAAGGAAUAAACAUGCUGCUCAACAACGGAUUCAAGGAGAGCGAUGAACUUUUCAGAAAAUACAGGACCCACAGUCCACUGAUGAGUUUCGGAGCCAGUUUUGUCAGCUUCCUGACAAUUGGAUUCUAUUGGAGUGAAGAACAGGAAGAGAAUGCCAUGAUGACGUUUGAGGAGGAGAAGAUGCAGACAGCCUUUGAGGACCUCAGAGCCACUGAGAGACUUUGUGAGCGAGACAAUGCCGGGGUCAUCGAGACCAUCAAAAACAAGAUCAGGAGGAGUGACCCCCAGAGGUCAGGGGUGGCUAUAGUAGACCGCCUCCAGAGACAGAUCCUUGUGGCAGACUGCCAGGUGUACCUCGCUGUCCUCUCCUUCAUCAAACAGGAACUGUCAGCAUACAUCAGAGGAGGCUGGAUCCUCCGCAAAGCCUGGAAGAUGUACAACAAGUGUUACAGCGACAUCAGCCAGCUGCAGGAUUGCAGCAAGAGGAGGUCCUCCAACCAGCAGGCGUCUCCCUCUCCAUCCACUGACCAGGCCAACCACGGCGCGGCCAAGCUCCCAACCCAGAGGACCAAUGGGGUGAGCCCGGAGGCCCUAUCCCGGCUUAAGGGCUCGGUCAGUUUUGGCUACGGCCUGUUCCACCUGUGCAUCUCCAUGAUACCGCCGCACCUGCUGAAGAUCGUCAACCUUCUGGGUUUCCCCGGCGACCGUCACCAGGGGCUGUCCGCCCUUGCGUAUGCCAGUGAAAGUAAGGACAUGAAGGCCCCCUUAGCUACGUUGGCCCUCUUGUGGUACCAUACGGUAGUGCAACCCUUCUUUACCCUCGACGGCUCAGACACACAGGCCGGUCUGAUGGAGGCGAAGGCUAUCCUCCAGAGAAAGGAGCCCGUAUACCCUAACUCCUCCCUUUUCAUAUUCUUCAAGGGCAGGGUGCAGCGUCUGGAGUGCCAGAUCAACAGUGCCUUGACGUCCUUCCAAAAUGCCUUAGAGCUGGCUACAGACCAGAGGGAGAUCCAACAUGUUUGUUUGUAUGAAAUAGGGUGGUGCAGUAUGAUCGAGCUGAAGUGCGGUGACGCCUACAAGGCCUUUCAGCGUCUGGCGACUGAGUCACGCUGGUCCCAGUGUUACUACACCUACCUAACUGGAGUGUGCCAGGGAGCGUCAGGCGAUCUGGAGGGAGCUGCCGUUGUCUUCAAGGACGUACACAAGCUUUUGAAACGGAACACCAAUCAGAUAGAACAGUUCUCUAUGCAGAGGGCGGAGAGGCUAAGCAAACACUCCCCAUCCAGAGAGCUGUGUAUCCUGGCUGUGAUCGAGGUGCUUUACCUGUGGAAGGCCCUGCCUAACUGCUCCACCUCUAAGCUGCAGACCAUGAGCCAAGUUCUGCAGGAACUAGAUGACAUCUCAUGUGCCGGCCUGAAAAACUUGCUCCUUGGUGACAUACACAGAUGUCUCGGCAACAUGAACGACUCCAUUCAGUGCUUCCAUCUGGCUGCCAGAGAUGAGAUGGGCUAUCAAAACAACUCCUAUGUGCAGCCCUACUCCCUCUACGAGUUAGGCUGUGUCUUACUGGACAGCCCUGAGUCUGAAGCGAAGGGCAGAGCUCUGAUGCUCCAGGCCAAGGAGGACUAUGCUGGCUAUGACUUUGAGAACAGGCUCCAUGUGCGCAUUCAUUCAGCUCUGGCUUCCAUGAGAGAGGAGGUGACCCCACCCUGACCGCACCCUUUCUCGACCAUACAUCCACCCUAGCUUGUGUUGGGGGUAGAAGGAGCUGGAAAUGGCUCCCUUUAUCUCCACAGCACUGUGAUGGUUCACUGCAAUGUGUUUUUCAGUUGACUUGUGUUUUUUUUUUUUAUAUAUAAUGAAUGUGCCAUCAAGUUUGCAAUGUAUAGUUUACAGUAAGAGUUUUCUGGAGCGAUAAUGCAGGAAUAGUUAAGACUACUGGAGUGUAUUAGUGUGUUUUAAACCAGAUCAAAUAUGUACAGUAGUUGCUGCUGGGAGGCGAAUGCAACUUUUUACCAGGAAAAAGUGUAUUUUUMGGGGGAAAUCUAUCAAUGUCAGUGCUAUCUAAAUGGUACAAUCACAUCUUUAUUCUUUCCCAUGUGAUGGGAAAGGGUUCCGAUGCAGAACUGGGUAUGCCAUUGGGUAAGCCACACUCCAUUAUAAAUUAAGCAGUGCCUAGGUUGCUGCCAGAUUAUGACCUGAAUGUCCAAUGUCCUGUUGCUGUUACAAUAGUAGACCAUCUGAAUGCACAAAUCCUGUGCUAAUACUCAUCACGUGGCCGUGUGGCACUGUAAAUUGGGGAGAUUUUUUUUGUUUAAAAAAAAGUUUAAUUCCUGCAAUUCUACACAUUUUGCCAUGGGUUGCAGAGAACAUUCUGCAGUUUUAAAGGCCCAGUGCAGUCAACAUUUUUAUUUUCCUUUGUUUUAUAUAUAUUUCUACACUAGGAGGUUGGAAUAAUGUUGACUGCAAUGUCUCUUCACAAUCCUCAAGUCCAGAACAGACUAUGGGAGGUGCACAGUACUACAUGGGGCCAUGGCUACAUGGAACUCUAUUCCACAUCAG
Salvelinus sp. IW2-2015 is the source of this 2981-nucleotide messenger RNA. Its product is annotated as tetratricopeptide repeat protein 39C. The record is from RefSeq and is a predicted model, not a curated record. Lineage: Eukaryota; Metazoa; Chordata; Actinopteri; Salmoniformes; Salmonidae. Gene Ontology annotation, molecular function: protein binding. Gene Ontology annotation, biological process: otolith morphogenesis; cilium assembly.